Molecule: messenger RNA, 1905 nt
Organism: Phasianus colchicus (ring-necked pheasant)
Lineage: Eukaryota; Metazoa; Chordata; Aves; Galliformes; Phasianidae
Source: RefSeq, a predicted model, not a curated record
CAGCUCGCCUCGCCUCGGUCCGGCUUGGCUCGGCUUCCUUCGGGCCGUCACGCGGCUCCCCGAGGCCCGGCUGCCGCUUGGGGCCCUCUGUUCGCCCCGCGCUGUGUCGGGGGCCGAGUUGCGGCCUGUCCUGGCGCUGCUGGCCGGGGCUGCGGCUCUGCAGACCGGCACGUCGCCCUGGUGCCCGCAGGUUCGUUCGGGAAGGUACAGAGUCCAUUAAGAUGGAAAAUGGUCAAAGCACAGCAGCCAAACUGGGGCUUCCCCCCCUCACACCAGAGCAGCAGGAGGCCCUCCAGAAGGCAAAGAAGUAUGCGAUGGAGCAGAGCAUCAAGAGUGUGCUGGUGAAGCAAACCAUCGCCCACCAGCAACAACAGCUAACCAACCUGCAGAUGGCAGCAGUGACAAUGGGCUUUGGAGAUCCUCUCUCACCUUUACAAUCGAUGGCAGCCCAGAGGCAGCGCGCCUUGGCCAUCAUGUGUCGUGUUUAUGUGGGCUCCAUAUACUAUGAGCUGGGAGAAGACACCAUUCGCCAGGCCUUUGCCCCGUUUGGACCUAUAAAAAGCAUUGAUAUGUCCUGGGACUCUGUUACCAUGAAGCACAAGGGGUUUGCCUUUGUGGAAUACGAGGUGCCUGAAGCUGCACAGCUGGCCUUGGAGCAGAUGAAUUCUGUCAUGCUGGGAGGAAGGAAUAUAAAGGUGGGGAGACCGAGCAAUAUAGGACAGGCACAACCAAUUAUAGACCAACUAGCAGAAGAGGCACGGGCUUUCAACCGCAUCUAUGUGGCUUCUGUACAUCAGGACCUGUCAGAUGAUGACAUCAAGAGUGUGUUUGAGGCCUUCGGAAAGAUUAAAUCCUGCACACUAGCCAGAGAUCCCACAACAGGAAAACACAAAGGCUAUGGUUUCAUUGAAUAUGAGAAGGCACAGUCUUCUCAAGAUGCUGUUUCAUCUAUGAACCUCUUUGACCUUGGGGGUCAAUAUCUACGAGUUGGUAAAGCUGUGACUCCUCCGAUGCCUCUCCUGACACCUGCCACACCAGGGGGAUUACCUCCAGCAGCAGCUGUUGCCGCUGCAGCUGCGACAGCAAAGAUCACAGCACAGGAAGCAGUGGCAGGAGCUGCAGUUCUUGGCACUUUGGCCACCCCUGGCCUCGUAUCCCCUGCACUGACCCUUGCACAGCCACUGGGGGCAUUGCCACAGGCUGUGAUGGCAGCACAGGCACCGGGAGUCAUUACAGGUGUUACUCCUGCCCGCCCUCCCAUUCCCGUCACCAUUCCCCAGGUGGGAGUUGUGAAUCCCAUCCUGGCCAGUCCUCCAGCUCUGGGCCUGAUGGAGGUCAAGAAGGAGAAGGAAGAGGAGGAGGUGUUCCAGGAAUCCGAGAGGCCGGAGAUGCUGAGUGAACAGGAGCACAUGAGCAUAUCUGGCAGCAGUGCCCGUCACAUGGUGAUGCAGAAGCUGCUUCGUAAACAGGAGUCCACUGUGAUGGUGCUUCGCAACAUGGUGGAUCCAAAGGACAUUGAUGAUGACCUGGAGGGAGAAGUGACAGAAGAAUGUGGCAAAUUUGGGGCUGUAAACAGGGUCAUCAUCUACCAGGAGAAGCAGGGAGAAGAGGAAGACGCUGAGAUCAUCGUCAAGAUCUUCGUGGAGUUCUCCAUGGCCUCAGAGACUCACAAAGCCAUUCAGGCUCUGAACGGGCGCUGGUUUGCUGGCAGAAAGGUGGUGGCAGAGGUGUACGACCAGGAGAGAUUUGACAACAGCGACCUGUCAGCAUGAACUCUACAGGAAGGACUUGGCCCCUGUCCCCUCUGCCUGUCUGUUUUUUUAGCCAUGUGUAAAGAAUGCUCCCAAGUGGGCACAGAUCUCUGUGAUGUAUUCGUAGUUUGGAUAAAAGCACCAAGAAAGUUAA